Messenger RNA from Phoenix dactylifera (date palm), 5912 nucleotides. Lineage: Eukaryota; Viridiplantae; Streptophyta; Magnoliopsida; Arecales; Arecaceae. The record is from RefSeq and is a predicted model, not a curated record.
CAAACAUCAUUAAUGGAAGGUCAGAAACCUUGUUCUUAUACAAAGGAAGGAAGACAAAACAGAGGAGGAACAUUUUUUGAUUAGCUCUUAGCCCACUACGUCAACGCUUUCUAAAUAAGUAUUGUCGAAUCAAGCAAGAAAAAGACCUGCCAUACAUCCUAAUGAACGACUACUUAUGCAACCACAGGGUAUGCUUCCAAGAGCAUGCAGAGUCCUCUCAAGUUGGAAAAGGUAAAGAUGAAGAUGUUCAUUUCUAAUGUUGUUUCGUUAAGAUGAUAUUAGGCACAUUUUGUCCAAAUAUACAGAACUUUGUCACUUUGAACUGACUAUUUAUUUUAUGUAGCACGACUAAUCUACUCGUUAGCUGUCCCAUCUGCCUCUUCAUAAAGGCAAGGAAAGGCAAAUCGAGUUAGCCCUGAUGCAAACAGGGGAUGAUAGAUGAAAGAAGUUCAAGCACUGCUCGGUCCUUUCGAUGACCUUUUGAAUAAGGGUUUCAUCGAACCAGGCUAACCCAUAGAAGUGGAACAAAGACAAGUAGGUUUAGGUUUCUAUGCAGCCCAGGUCCGACCAGAAAAAAAUUCGAGCUUCGAGCCCCAAUUGAACUCCAAAAUAUCAUUCAAGAGAAAGAGGGGUGGGGGAGGAAAGAUAGGGCAUAGUUUGAGGAGAGAGGGGUGAGAGAGAGAGAGAGAAGGGUGAGAAGAGAAAAGGGGGAGGGAGGGGUUUUUGCAUAGUUGAGCAAAUAGAGGGAAAAUGUUCCCCACCGCCUUCAUCUUCCCUUUCACCUCCCGCCACCAAAGCUGACGUUGGUCAUUCGCAUCGCACAAGAAACUCUAGGCAUUGAGAUCAUCGGCAGUGGCCGAUAGAGUUUAGGAUGGUCUAGGGUUUACAGACAAAGGGGCGGAGGCGCCACCAGCAUCAGGACUGGGGAAGCACUUCUCAUAAGCUGUGGACAUCUCCACAUUCCUACCUACUGUACGGAUAUGCUCCCUAUAUACAAAUUUUAUGUCCGUAUAUUUAUUAUCUAUCAAUAUUUAAUUCCAUAGAAAAAUUUUAUGUGGGUAUAGAACCCAUACGCUUGGUAUUCCACAUACAUUUCUAUGCCGAAGGAUAUCCACAUAAAAGUUUAUGUGCAAGAUCGAUUUUUGGAAUACGUUAUCCGCAUAUCUUUCUCCAUGGGGUUUCGCUGCCGCAUAAGAAUUUUAUGCACGGAUAACAGCCACGUCAUACGCAUCACACUUUGAUAAAGAGAGAGGAGAGACCGGAGAGGGGAGAGAGAACGGAGGCUUCAGGCCCAUCAUGAAAUAUUCUUGGGACCAUGCCUAGCCCGGAGCCCAACCCAAACAACCUGACCGAGCCCGGCCCGAAGCCAGCCUGGCUCAACAGGCCUCGGGCCUGGGCCCCUAUCCGCCUACAAAUCCAUGACGCCACGCAGCCUGGCCUGCAUUGCAUGUGGGUUCGAUACAUAGUCAGAACUCGAAAAUACCGAGCCAACAUCAACAUGGGCCAAGUAUAACCUAUCCGAACCCACCAGAAAAUAUACUCCUCGAUCACCAGCUUAUCAAUAUUCAAGUAGAAAUUGAGAGGUGGUUCCAAGAAUCGUGCGAAGGUUUUGGGCUGUCGUUGUAAAACAUCCGAGAGUUUCCAAGCAUAAAAAGAGAGACACAGAGCAAGAAACUUGAGGUCCCCAACCUAAUUUGUACUUCCUGGUUCCCCCCCGAACAAAGACAAAGCCAACAAAGGCAAAGCCAUGACCUUCUUUGUCUUUCCUCCUAAUACGACCCUUAAAGGUGAUUAUCCUUAGGCCCUUUUUCGUCUUCAGCUCCAGUCCCAACAAAGAAAAGCCUUUCUUUUCCUCCUCCGGCCUUGGAAAAUCCAGAAAAAAAAAGAACUGCUUGUCUCCUGGCGUAACAACUCAAGGAUCGAUCUAUGGAGCGGUCCGCCGACUUAAGAUUCUUGGCAGACGACUAUAUAAGCAAUGCAAUGCCAUGAAUUCUCGUUUCCUUCUUAGAAAAAAGCACUCUUUGUUUCCACUUCCCUCCUCUCAAUACCUUCAUGCAACGACAGCAACAAUCCUAAACACCAUGGCGUCCCAGUCCUAUGCCUUCUUCCACCCACCCAAGUGUUCCGCCGCAAGAGAGGAUGGCCCUAGAAACAAUAAUCCAAACAAAGGCAGCUCCAUCAAAAUAAAUGGCACGUCCGCUGCCAUUGCAGCCAAUAUCGCCUGCCCAGCCUUCCCCUCUCCUGCCUCUGUGACCAAGAGCAUCCCUAUAAAAGAGAAUCGGCAGAAUAUACCGACGGAGAAGCAGACAGUGGAUGCUUUUAGACAGGGCCUCAUCAUCGAAGGCGGCGUCAGGUACAGGCAGACCCUAGUCAUCCGAUCGUAUGAGGUUGGCCCUGAUAAGACGGCCACGUUGGAGGCCAUACUCAAUCUUCUUCAGGAAACUGCUCUGAAUCAUGUCUGGAUGUCGGGUCUACUUGGUGAUGGAUUUGGAGCCACCCAUGGUAUGAUUAGAAACAAUCUCAUAUGGGUUGUCACCAGGAUGCAUGUCCAAGUCGAUGAGUAUCCCAUCUGGGGGGAGGUGGUGGAGAUUGACACAUGGGUCGGGCGAUCAGGAAAAAAUGGAAUGCGAAGAGACUGGCUAAUUCAGAACCGCCUAACGGGACAAACAUUUGCUCGAGCAACAAGCACUUGGGUCAUGAUGAACCAACAGACAAGGCGCCUCUCUAAGAUGCCAGAAGAGGUGAGAGAUGAGAUCUCACCAUGGUUUAUUGAAAGGUGUGCCAUUAAAGAGGAAGUUCCUGAAAAGAUCAUCAAGCUAGAUGAUAGUGCAAAGUAUGUGGACUCCAACUUGAAGCCGAAGCGGAGUGAUUUGGACAUGAACCACCAUGUGAAUAAUGUUAAGUAUGUAAGAUGGAUGCUUGAGACUAUUCCUGACAUAUUCUUGGAGAAUCACGAAUUGUCGAGUAUCAUACUAGAAUAUAGAAGGGAAUGUGGUAGUUCUGACGUGGUGCAGUCGGUUUGCGAACCUGAUGAAGAUUCAAUUCCAAGGGAUGAUAAUAUCAACAUAUUGACGGGAUAUUCAUUGGCAUCUGAGAUUCUUGAUGAUUGCGGAUUAGCUGGCACCUUCGACAAAUGGCCAACAAGAUAUACCCAUCUCCUCCAAAUCGAAGGGAAGCAGAGAAAUGAAGAGAUUGUCAGGGGCAGGACUACAUGGAGGAAAAAGCUAUCAAAUACUUUAACUUAGGCUUAGUUGGGCAUUGCUAUAUCAUAAAUAAAAGGUCAUGAUUCUUGAUGUUCUGUCACUUCAUACCAUUAUUUCAUGGCACAAGAGCUCAUGUGGUGUGAUCCUGAAGAAGUUUGUGAAGCGAAAAUGCCUUCACAACUUUGAUCCUAAUAAUAAACCAUUAGCUCAUGUGUAGUCGGUAAUGUAUCUUCUUCUUCUUUGCUUUUUUUCUUCUCAUUCUACUAUGUUCAGAUGAUUCGAUUGGAUGAAAUAUUUUAUCGAAAGAUGUGUAAAAUUGAAUAAGUGUUCCAAGUUGAGAUGAUCCAAAACUUGAAGUAGUGUCCAUGGCAUAAUGCAGGCAAUUUGAAUACUUUUUCCUCUUUUAUCCUUUAUAUCCAUGCAAGAAUUCUUUCAUGUUCCUUUAUACUAAUCUAUGGCAUACACGACUUCAUUCCUUUUUUUUUUAAUUUUUGCAUAAGUACAUCUUAUUUAGUACCUAUGGCAUUGAGGUUUUCAACCUAUAAUUCAUGAGUAGGCUACUUUUGAGAAGCAAAUUCAACCUCUAUCUGCAUUAUCUAUGCAAAUUUUAAGACAACAUAUCAGAUAAUCUUAUGUCAACACCUAGGAAGAAGUUUCUUUAGCCAUUACACAGGAGAGAACCUUCAUUCUUGUAAUCCCAUUUCACAAAUGGCUGCCCAAACUCAUUUUCUACAAUAAAGAACUACGGAAUAUCUUCUUCAAAAUGAGUAGCUGAGCAAGAAUCCUUAUUUAUCUUAUUUACAUCUAAGAAUUGAAACAAUUUUUUUAUCGUGGAUACAGCAAAACUCAACCUGACACCGAUACAAAUCCUAAUUGCCCCCCAUAAUUUAAAUAGGCCGAACAACUAAACACUCUCCAUGAUGUCCCUAGGUCUAAAUCAAUAAUUCCUAUCAUGUCCAAAGCUUGCUUAUCUUUUAUACUUUUAAUAUUGAGCUGUCUUUACUGCAAAAAUCAGAGAAAGAAAAAGAACUACGCUUGUUUAUGGUAUUGUAACAUUCCUAGACGUUUGAAAUUGAACUUUUUUCGAAGAUCUACAUUCUUAUUGAGGUGCAUUCAGAUGCCUAUAUUUCUUACUUUCCAAUUGAAAGUAAACACCAAUAGAUAACUCUUUCACUAUGAAAAUAUUAAUUCUUUCGCUGAAAAAAAGAACACUUUUUUUCAAAUACAAGAACAUUAACUAAAAGGUUCAGCAAAAUAAAUAUUAUCAAUAAAGUCUGUUUGUAUAAUCAUCAAAAUCAGGAGUUUUUUAAUUGCACACCUCUAGAAUGCCAUAUUUCAUCCCAGAAAUAAAAUAAGCUACUUGUUUCUUCUACAGAGGUCAUGAUCGAUAUUGGCUAAAUCUAUAGAACAAAAUCCUAGAAGUAUCUUAUAACUUUGAUAGUACAUCUCCAGCACCUUAAAGUGACUCUACGUUGAUACUUACAUAUGGCUGACUCGAUCCAUGACAACCAUAUCCCAGCCUCUAGUUCACAAAAGAUCCAAAAUUCUCAAUAAUGCUCAUCCUGGUUGCUCCAACCUGAUGCAUCUGUGAUGUAGAAGCUUAGAAAUUUUAGCUACGUGAUUCCUAAUUCCACAACCAUCCAAAUGCCCACAUCCCUCGCCUACAUUGAUGGAUGGAAGCGAGAUGAAGCUACAUGGUAUAGGCUCUUAUAGGCAAGAUGCAAUCUCUCUGCGGAGUAGGCCAGAAAAUUUGUAACCUCAAUGUAUUCUUUGCCAAGUGACAUGGGAAACUUUGUCCUUUUCAUCAAAAAUAUUGUAAACCGGCUCACUAACAGCUGAAAGAUCGCCACUUGAAUCUUCUAAUCAUCAUCUGUAGGAUUAUAUAAUUAAUGCAGUUCAUCCAGCAAUCUUUAUGCAGAAUAGGCCACAUUAUUUAUCAACAAAUUGCAUUCUUUGACAAGUGAUUUAGACAUCUUUAUCCUUCUUAUCGAACAUAUUUUUAACUGGCCCCCUGACAGAUGAAUGAUCUCCUCCACAACAAUCUUCUAAUUAUCUUCACAAAGGAUUUAUUAUUUAUUUACUGUAAUUAAACUGAUGCUGGAAAUUGUCAUAUAUUGCUUGAAACAAGCUAUGCAUAUAGCAGUAAAUGUGUUCUUGGAAAAAAAAAGUAUAUAGCAGAAAACAUGUAAUUGUAUAUUUAUGAAAAAAAUUAUGUGGAUAAUUGACUGUUAGUUGUGGUAUUUAUCGAAAAAAAUCAUACUCUUAUUCACCUGUGGCAUUGAAUGCAAACACAAGCAUCUUCAGAAUGAAUUUAAGCCAAGAAACAACAGCAAUCAUUAUUUGUAAAUUUAUUAUGUUUUGAAAAGAAUAACAAUUAAGACAAACAGUAUUAAUGAAAGCUCUCUGCGAUGCAAUAUUAACAAAGCAAGUUACAUUCUGUGCUAAACCUUCUAUUGUGAAAAGAGCAAUUUAGACUAAGAAAAAUAAUAACUUGACAAAAGCUCAUAGUUUUAUUAGAUGAUCAGUAUCCAGCCCUGUAUUCAACUUUUGUAUAUAAGUGAAAAAGCAAACGAACCUCUGGCUUGAAUGAUAUUUCUAGCAGGGUAAAAUAUGUAAAUCUAAAGAUACUAUACAUGCCGGAUUAAUUUCCAGUCUAAGCAGAGCCUAAGCAUUUACAGAACUUGAUGAUGCAUACAUACAAGGUAUGCA